AGCACGCCGAGUUUUGGCCAAAGGGCGCUGCGAGGAAGGCCGCCUCCGAGCGCCCGCCGGUCCUUUGGCGCGCCCUCCCCUCGGCGGGCCGCGGCUCCCUGGCGCGGGCGAGAUGGACACCUACUCGUCUCGGGCUUAAUACGCUCUUCUGCACCUUCGUCACGGUCCUCGGCACUACCGCGGCUCUGAACCAUAUGACCUCGUACCUCCCGGAGUUCGCCACGUCGUCCACGGGCGACAUCGCAUUGAACAAAGUCCAUGACCUCACCAUAAACACAUAUCUAAAAAUGGACCAAUGCAUGUUGUCAUUCGACAUUUCGCACAACUUGACGAGCGAGUUCAACUGGAACAUGAACCAGCUGUUCGUUUACGUUGUCGCUUCCUACAACAGCUCCUCCAACAAGAGAAACGAGGUCACCAUCUGGGAUCGGAUCGUGACCAACUCGCGCGAGGCGUAUUUGGUCGCGCAGAGCCUGAAGGUGGAAUACCCUCUCCGCGACCAAUAUCAGGAACUCCGCGGCAAGAAUGUCUUGCUGGAGGUGCGGUACCGCACGAUGCCAAUCACCGGCAUCAUGUACACGAAGCAGGUCGGCUCGCACGUGUUCCCUGUCAACACGGAGUACUUCCGCGACGAGUCCACCGUCCAGCAGAAACCCAAGAAGCGGUGACCAGGGAGAGCCGUGAGCGCGUGGCUCGUCAGAGCACGCGCCUCGACCUGCCAGCCGCGCCUCGCUGCCCUUUUCCACAUCUCACCCCCGGUCAUGUUGCCGUCGAAGGAUUGUGUCUAUGCCGAUGCUUCGUCUCCUUCCACUCCGACACCGCCGCCGGGGGGACCGCGCGGGGGUACGUCCCCCCUGCACCCCAGGCAGAGGGCCCUCGGCGAGAGGGCGUGGGUCACCAGCAGAGGGCCGGAGCGCGAGGGGCGAGCGGCAGGGGAGGGGCGCUCGCAGCAGGGGGGCGACGAGACACGCACACCGCCCCGCUCGGCUCCCCGGGCGCCCUCCCGCGCGCCCGCGCCGGCGCCUCCGGAGGGACGAGGCGCGCCGCGGCGGAGUGCCGGGCGAUCGCAGUGCCAAGCCAGGCGUGUCCCUCUACAGGGAGAGAGAGGGGGGGGGGUC
Molecule: messenger RNA, 1118 nt
Organism: Prorocentrum cordatum
Lineage: Eukaryota; Dinophyceae; Prorocentrales; Prorocentraceae
Source: the annotation of a GenBank genome assembly